AGCGGAUCCAGAGGAAGUGUCUCAAACUAGUACAUCAUCCGGAGUUCCCGAGACUGACCGGGCGGUGUGAAACGUUAUAGGAAUCGCGUAAACUGAAGAGUACGUGAAGAUGAACCCGUGGCUGCUCUUGGUGUGCAUCACCCUCUGCGUUAUUCAGUCCUCCAGCAAACCCAUGGAGAAGAAGGACCGCGUCCAUCAUGAAGACCCCCUCAGCAACAAAGAGCAUGAUGAUGAGGAGAACUUUGACUACGACCACGAGGCUUUUCUCGGACAAGAAGAGGCGAAGACCUUUGACCAGCUCACUCCAGAGGAAAGCAAAGAGAGACUAGGUAUGAUGGUAGAAAAGAUUGACGAGGAUCACGAUGGCUUUGUCACCAUUGAUGAGAUGAAACAGUGGAUUAAACAUGCUCAGAAACGCUGGAUCUAUGACGACGUGGACCGUCAGUGGCAAGCUCAUGAUCUCAACUUGGACUCUUACAUUUCCUGGGAGGAAUACAAGAACGCUACCUACGGUUACAUCCUUGAUGAAGCCGAUCCCGAGGACGGUUUUAACUACAGGCAGAUGAUGGCCCGAGAUGAACGCCGUUUCAAGAUGGCGGACCACGACGGUGACAUGAGGGCCAAUAAGGAAGAGUUUACAGCAUUUCUGCAUCCAGAGGAGUUUGACUACAUGAAGGAUAUUGUAGUGCUGGAGACCAUGGAAGACAUUGAUAAGAAUGGAGAUGGCUUUAUUGACUUGGAUGAAUAUAUUGGUGAUAUGUACAGUAAGAAUGGAGACUCAACUGAACCGGAGUGGGUGAAGACAGAAAGAGAACAGUUUACAGAGUUCAGGGAUAAAAACAAAGACGGUCGUAUGGAUAAAGAUGAGACCCGCAACUGGAUCCUGCCAUCCGACUAUGACCACGCAGAAUCAGAGGCCAACCACCUGCUCCAUGAAUCUGAUGCCGACAAGGACGGACGCCUCACAAAGCAGGAAAUUGUGAAUAAAUAUGACUUAUUCGUCGGGAGCCAAGCGACAGAUUUUGGAGAAGCUCUAGCCCGACAUGACGAGUUUUAAUUCUGGAAACGUUGUACUUGAAGAAUGCAAAAUGGACAAUAAUUUAUUUUAUGAUUUCAAGCACACUUCAAUAACAAAUCAUUUCUGUGUUUACAAACAUUUCUGUUUUUCUACAGCGACUCGUUCAAAUCCAGUUUCGUCUUUCGUUGGUUAUUAUCGCUCACAGCCGACGGCUUGCAAUGUGUAAUGCACUGAAAAUAUGAAAAGUUAUUCAGGUCGCCUUGUGAAGCUCAUUUAAGUAGCAUACAGAGAUUUGUCUAAUGACACAUGCUAGGUUUAUAAUGCACUAAAAUGUGUCCAUACAGUAUAAUGAAACAUAAUAGCAUGUGUGCAACCUGACACGGCAAUUACUCGUGAUUUCUACACUAAAGUUACCAGUGGAUAUAUUGCACAUAAUAGGAACACUUUGUAUAAAGAAACAAUACCUUUAUGUAAACUACUUUUCUAAGUGAUAUCAGGUGUUUUACAACCACUACAUGUACAUUUGUGUAUACCUGCAUUUAUCCAGAGAAUGCAUGAUAUUAGAAAUGACAUUAAGUAACAUUAUAGUAAGAAUGAACCAUAAUAGGCCUAAUUAAGGAUUUGGUUCUCGAGUUGCAGAAUGCCAUAGUCAUUAUAAUGAAGGUUUACCAGAUGAAGCUAGAAAUUGUGCUGAUCAAUUAAAUACUUGGGAAGUUUUGUUUUUCUUCAAUGACAUCAUAAUGACUUCAUUUACAUAGAAUCCCAACAAACAGCAGUCUUUAUAAAUAUGGCCCCUACUCGAAGGACCUUUAUUUAAAUUCCAAAUAAUGCGACUUUUAGACUUUAAGUGUUAGUACUGUCAUUUAUGGACUGAACCACAAACUAAAGCCUUCCUUUCCUCAAGUGCCUUUUUCCCUCUCGUGCCCUUUACUGUUAAACCUUUUUAUCUCUGCUGUUCGUACGUGACUGAACAUGAACUCCUUUCUUAACUUUUGUGUAUAUAUGUCUAUAAUUGAAUGUGAACUGUUUUCAAUAUGCUGUGGUCAGGUAUUGUAAAUGCUGUCUUGUAGCUGAGAGUUUUUACUCAAUAAAAUUUAAUUA
This is a messenger RNA of Xyrauchen texanus (razorback sucker), 2119 nucleotides long. RefSeq names its product calumenin-B-like. Lineage: Eukaryota; Metazoa; Chordata; Actinopteri; Cypriniformes; Catostomidae. The transcript is spliced from 7 exons. The record is from RefSeq and is a predicted model, not a curated record. Gene Ontology annotation, cellular component: endoplasmic reticulum. Gene Ontology annotation, molecular function: calcium ion binding. The coding region runs from base 110 to 1057 and encodes 315 amino acids.